AAGUUUCUUUAUUGUACAGUCACAUGGUGUCCAUUCUGAAUGUAAGAUAGGCCUAAACAAACAAAAGCUAGUCAAAGUCAAAGCACCUGGUCAAAGUCAAAGCACCUAUAACUCUAGUGAACAAUUCUCAUCGUCCAAAGUAGUUAAUACAAAACAUUAACUGUCUGUUGUUCUGAAACAAAGACAAAUCAAAGAGUAAUGCGAUGAUUUAAUGUUUUGGUUGUUGCGUUUUUGAUUUACUUAACAAAAGAGACUCCAUUUAAAAUAUGACUAUGUAGCAAAAAUAAAUCAUUUAUGCGAUGCAGAUAAAACCAAAUGCAUGCAUUAUUUUUUUCUAAUUAGCUCACAUUUUAAUAAUCUGCAAUUUUCGUUGCCCAACAGGAGAUGGCGCUUAUUUUCUAUAAUAAAUAGCUAAAUGGACAUGAACUGAAAUACAUUGUUAUAGCCACCCCAUCAAUGACCAUGCACUAUAAGGGCAACAAUUUGGUUGUGGUGGGAGGAGAAAGCGAUUAACGCCAACAUCCAACGGAUGGUUGGAGCGUAUCAUAGCAGUUCUCAUUUUGAUCCAUUGCGCUCAUGUAAACAACACGAUUACGACGUGUAAUUAUGGUAGUGUAAUGACUUGCCUACUGCACGAGUAAGCCUAUGUGUCACUUAAGAAAUCGCUAACAACAUGUGUUGGCAAAAUUAUAUCCCAAUUAAAAAUAGCCUAGGAAAUGCUACGACUCAUGGGUCUACAUCUUUUACCAUGCAAAUUGAUUUCCCGCGCCAUUGCAUGCCAUUAUAUAAAAACAAUACAAUUAUUUGGAUUAAACGUUGAACCGUCACAACAACAAGUGAAUAAUUAACGUAACACAUGUAUUCGGAUCCGCUCUGGUCAUCAUCCAGCUCCGCGUUUUGCGAGCAACUCCGCCGCAGUGGGAGGAAGUUAAACCACAAAGCAGGCUGUAGCCUACAACACACAGCUACUUAAAUACAUUCGAAUCUAUUGAAGCGGAUUUCCAAUGAUACGUGCCGUAUUGGAGCUAAAACAAUCAAACUCUAGUUGUGGACGGCUAGUUUGCGAACGAAUGGACGGCAUACGAAGAGGCGUCCUUUUCCUGGCGAUCGAAUAGUGUUUCUCGCUCCAGUUGGCCGAAGCGUGCUGAACGCGUCGUAGUGCUUGGUUCUUAUUUUAUAUUUUAAGGGAAGGAUUACGUCGGGUACAGUGCAGAAGCUGAGACAUCGUCACCAUUUCGCAACCGAUGAGCUGCUCACGACCCCGGUCUCCAGGUCCAACCGCCCUACGACUGUCAAACGACGGCGGAGAGUAGGAAGAAAAGUUAUUGCGUUAACCAAGCGAUCCAGUUUCUAUGUUGGAACGCACCCCCCCACCCCUCCAUCAUCACGCGUCACCGCCGCGCCACCCUCCCGCCGUCAGUCGCUCUGUGUCGGGUCUCCAAGCGAGGAGGGCCCCCCCCCAGCGCUCUGCUUAACGAGGCAAUUAUGGAUUAUUUCGUGCCGUGUUACCAAUCUUCAUAAAACCUUUUGGAUUUUUACGACCGUGCCUCUGAAGACUUGAAGACCUCCUCCCGGGUCGAGUCGCGGUUCCACCCGCUGGUGGUUGAACGUUAUUACCGCACAUCGCUGGCGGACGUCGAGCCAGGAGUCGUAGCUGCUAGCUGGCCACAUCAGGACACUACUUGCUACUAGCAACGAGAACGCUUUUAGGCGAACAGCACUGCAUUUAAAUAAUUAAAAAAAAAAUACACAUUUUCCGAAUGGUGGAACCGUGGGAGGUAAUUUUCUAUUCGCUGGCUAGCGAGUUAGCCUCUUCGUCCUCGCUAGCAGCCGUGCAGGCUAGCUCGUCGACUACCCACAUAUCGUUGUUUCCGACGUUAUAGAAAGUAAACGGUCGGGCUACGUGUGGAUGUAGCAGCUUGUUGUUGUGCGCUCGUCCCGUCUCCCUGGACUGGACACAGUGCCAGGUCGCUCUGCUGAACAGCACCGUUCGGGAGAGCUUUCGGGUGAUCGCUGAGCCGAUAAGGAACAUUACACAGGAAGCCAACAACGAUGGCAACAUAAACAACAGCCGUGCUGGGAAUCUCUCCUUAACUUCAACACAACACCUCUUGACGUGACUCACUGGCCGUGUUUGCACGUGUCUUUAUUCAAGUGGAACGGAGCUGGGUUCUCUGGGUUUCGGGUUAUUAUCUGAGCGAACGGCCAUCCACUGUUGAUUCGUUAUUUUUUCUGAUUUUGUAAAACAAUCGCUCGCCCAUUUACAAACAUCUACCCCCCCCCCCCCCCCUAGACGUACCGAUCAGUGGGGCGCAUCAUUCAUGGAUGGACAUCAUUCCCAGUAGGACCUACGAUGUCCAAGGACCUGUAGGACUGGACAGUGCUCCUCUGCUAACCCUCUUCUGAGACCUACCUGGUCGAGGCAGAACCCAUCGCCAACCAGCAGAGUCCGGGGCAGCGGUGGCCAUUAACGUGAUCGCAAGCUGCAUUUAAAUGCAACAUUUGCAUUGACAUUUCCCCGUUAUGCCGUAUCACUGCGAUGCCUGAAUCUCUGGGGAAGUACAACUACUCUGACGACGACGACGACCACCCAGCAACCUAUACAAUCCACGUUCACUCAUCAAUGUCUCCCCCCUUCUCAGCCACACAAUGAUGUGUUUUGAAACGGAGUGUACCGAAUAACACGCUUUUGAGCCAACGACAUUCCGGCUGAUGGUGUUCCCUGCCAUCCACAAAGCUCUCCGUCAUGCACAUGGGCCCCGGGUGUUGGUAAUAUAAGGCGACAUUCGUGUUUAUAACAUCUUCAACCCAUUCCCCGUGUGAUAUCUGGCAUCGAUUCGGUUGUCCGGGGCUGAAGAUGGCGGACCUCGAAGCAGUGCUCGCCGAUGUCAGCUACUUGAUGGCGAUGGAGAAGAGCAAGUCUACUCCAGCGGCCCGGGCGAGUAAGAAAAUCAUCCUCCCUGAACCCAGUAUUCGCAGUGUGAUGCAGAAGUACCUGGAGGAGAGGGAUGAGCUGACGUUUGACAAAGUCUUCAACCAGAAGAUAGGCUUUCUGCUGUUCAAGGACUUCUGUUUGAAUGAGAUAGAUGAAGCAGUGCCACAGCUCAAGUUCUACGAAGAGAUUAAGGACUACGAGAAGCUGGACUCGGAGGAGGAGAGGUUGCUUCGCAGCAGACAGAUUUACGAUGGCUACAUCAUGAAGGAACUUCUGUCCUGUUCACAUCCUUUCUCUAAGAAGGCGGUGGACCACGUCCAGACCCACCUGGCCAAGCAACAGGUGCCCCCCACUCUCUUCCAGCCGUACAUAGUGGAGAUCUGCGACAGCUUGAGAGGCAACAUCUUCCUGAAGUUCAUCGAGAGCGAUAAAUUCACCCGGUUUUGCCAGUGGAAGAACGUCGAGCUAAACAUCCACUUGACCAUGAAUGACUUCAGUGUGCAUCGGAUCAUCGGCAGAGGGGGCUUCGGGGAGGUGUACGGCUGCAGGAAGGCAGACACGGGGAAGAUGUAUGCUAUGAAGUGUUUGGACAAGAAGAGGAUUAAGAUGAAGCAGGGAGAGACUUUGGCCCUCAAUGAGAGGAUCAUGUUGUCUCUCGUCAGCACAGGGGACUGCCCGUUCAUCGUGUGCAUGACCUACGCCUUCCACACCCCCGACAAGCUAUGCUUCAUCCUGGACUUGAUGAAUGGAGGAGACCUGCACUACCACCUGUCUCAGCACGGUGUGUUCAGCGAGAAGGAGAUGCGUUUCUACGCCGCCGAAAUCAUCCUGGGCCUGGAACACAUGCACAACCGCUUCGUGGUCUAUAGAGACCUCAAGCCGGCCAACAUUCUGCUGGACGAGCACGGCCACGUUCGGAUCUCGGACCUGGGCCUCGCGUGCGACUUCUCCAAGAAGAAGCCCCACGCCAGUGUGGGCACGCACGGCUACAUGGCUCCAGAGGUGCUGCAGAAGGGGACGGCGUACGACAGCAGUGCUGACUGGUUCUCCCUGGGCUGCAUGCUGUUCAAACUGCUCCGAGGGCACAGUCCGUUCCGACAGCACAAAACCAAAGACAAACAUGAGAUUGACCGGAUGACACUUACCAUGAACGUGGAGCUGCCGGACUCCUUCACGGUGGAGCUGAAGGGUCUUCUGGAGGGUCUGCUGCAGAGAGACGUGGCCAAGAGGCUUGGCUGUCUGGGUCGAGGGGCUCACGAGGUGAAGGAACAUCUGUUUUUCAAAGGCAUCGACUGGCAGCAGGUGUACCUCCAAAAGUACUCUCCUCCUCUGAUCCCACCGAGAGGAGAGGUGAACGCAGCAGAUGCUUUUGACAUUGGCUCCUUUGAUGAAGAGGACACCAAGGGUAUCAAGCUAUUGGACAGCGACCAGGAGCUGUAUAAGAACUUCCCGCUGGUCAUCUCGGAGCGCUGGCAGCAGGAGGUGGCGGAGACGGUGUACGAGGCGGUCAACUGCGACACGGACAAGAACGAGGUCCGCAAGAGGGCCAAGAACAAGCAGCUGGGCCACGAGGAGGACUACGCCCUGGGGAAGGACUGCAUCAUGCACGGCUACAUGCUGAAGCUGGGGAACCCGUUCCUCACCCAGUGGCAGCGCCGCUACUUCUACCUCUUCCCCAACCGGGUGGAGUGGAGGGGGGAGGGCGACACACGGCAAAACCUGCUGACGAUGGAGCAGAUCCUGACGGUGGAGGAGACCCAGAUCAAAGACAAGAAGUGCAUCCUGCUGCGCAUCAAAGGAGGAAAGCAGUUUGUGCUGCAGUGCGAGAGCGACCCGGAGUUCGUCCAGUGGAAGAAGGAGCUGACGGAGGCCUUCACCGAGGCCCAGAAGCUGCUCCGCCGGGCCCCAAAGGUCAUCGGCAAGGGCCGGGCCGGCAUGGUGGAGCUCUCCAAGCCCCCCCUCACCCACCGAAACAGCAACGGGCUGUGAACCGGCCCCCAGCGACUCGCCCCGCCCGACCCACCGCCACCACCAGACGCACGCACACACCGACCACACCUCCAGACACAAGACACCCCCCCUCCCCGGCCCUCAGCCCUCUCUCCCUCCGCCCGCCCCCGCCCGACCGGCCAUAGCACCGCCUGGUCCUGCCGCCUCCUCCACCUGCUCCGCCUCCAGCAACGGCCCCCCGAAGACGGCGCAGUGCGUGGGCCGGCCCCCCCGCCAGACUAAGCAGACUCUGUAUACUUGUGUUUGAAAGAAAACAAUACGCACACACACACCAUCUCUCCUGUCUCUUGUGUUACGGCCAAUCACAGACGGGCGGGAUGGGCGUGAACCGUGAACGGUGGGAAGGAUGAACUGAGCAUGUGCGAAUUGAACCCCCCCCCCCCCCCCCCCGACUCUCUGCAUGACUGUGGCGAGGACCGGGGCGAUUAGGUCGCAACGUCCUCUCUCUCUCCUCGUUUACCGCCGCCCUGCUCCUGUGUCUCUCUACCGACCUCGCCUGGCUCCGCCUCCUGCUGCUUGUGUGCUUCUUCUGCGGCGGUUUCUCUGCGGUUUCUCGGCGGUUGGGAUGCGUCUCUGUCUCAGAGAUGGACCUCAGACCCAGGUGGGGGCGGCAUGGGAAGGUGGGGGGGAAAGCGGUCAGAGCAAGAGGGGUUCAACGCAACACGCCUUCCUCCGAAGAUAAUGACUUCCUCUGGACACAUGCCCACACAUAGACACUGACACACACACACACACACAGACACACACACUCACACACACAGAUAAACACACACACAAACACACACCAGCUUAAACCUUCCCGUUGGGAGUGGAGUUUGCUGGCUGCUGCGUCAGGUGCUGCUGCACUGAUCCCAUUCCUCCGUUUUUGUCCCUAUAAGCCCCUCCCCCCCCCCCUCUUCACUCCCCUCCUCUCCCCCCCUGCCCCCCUCAGUCAGUGCUAAGACACGGGGCGGUGGAUCGCCACACGGAGAGGAUCUGGAUCCGCUGGCGUUUGUAGGCGAGGGGGCCGCGUGCGGAGGCAGAAGGCGGGGGUCUGGCCGGAAGACGCUGCUCCAGGUGGCCUUACACACACACACACACACCUGUGUUUGUGUAUCGCUGGUCUCAGUUCAUCUUCUCUUCUCCCCCUCGCAAACAAGGGGUGAGGGAGGAUGAGGGAGGGAGAGAGGGGGGAAGGCCCAUCACCUCGUCCGUUUAGUCGUCAUUAUUGAAGUGCGUCAUGUGCCAACGUCCGUUUUCCCUCGGGACCCGCCUGAACACAGGAUUAAGAAGCCUCCAAUCAGAGAGCACCGAAUCAUUCCAUGGCAGGAAACAGGAAGUGGAAACCACGGACUCCUCAUCAAAGAAACAAACAAAUCUUUCUCCUGUACAGCCAGUUGCCAUAGAGACCCCCUUCAACACCCACACACACACACACACACACACACCCCCCUAGAUCCUAUAUAUAUAUAUAUGAUAAUAUAUAUAUAUUAUUAUAUCCACCGAUGGGACAGCAGUUACUGUUGCUGUGGAAAUGGAGCGUAACCUUGGUGACCGCAGCGUAUCCCUGGGGGAUCAGUAUCCAUGGCGGAGGAAGAAGAGGGAAAAUUCAAAAAAAGAAAAAAAGUACAAACAAUGUCACUCCGUUUUGUUAUGAAGGAUCCACAGGAGACGGACUGCCGGGAUUGGAUGAAGUAUCGCCGGGGUUGGAGUGUACAUAAAGCAACCCUUAUUGUUUUCUCUCUGUGCAUCUCCAGUAUAUACGUGUACGCUACAAGCCUGUCUGCAGUCACGGGGGACUACUUGUGUCUGCCGCCCGGCAGAACCUUUUGAAUGAACUCCUAUAUAUAAAUAUCAUUUCAGGGUUUUUAGAUUCUCCCCCCCCCCCCCCCCCCCACCAUGCAGUACACUGUUGUCUGUGACGUCCAUGCAUUUCUAGAGCUGUGAUGUUUGUGUGACCUGCAGUUGGAUGCGUUUGAUUUUUAAAGCGGGCGGGGCUGGGGGAUGUUUGGCGAUGUGAUAUUUUUUUUUUGGUUUUUAAUUGUAUUUUUCUUGGUAGCCUUUAAAAGUCAGGGGAGAUGUUUUUUGUCUUAUAGAGAAAUCGCGUCACCUAUCAAGGUGUCUUUUAUUUUUGUAAACCAAAAUGGUUUUUUGUUUUUCGCUUUUUUCAAUUGAACAUUGUCUUUGCACCUUUUUUAGCCCAAUGUGUUACUUACUAGAUGUUGUAUGUGCCAAAUAACUGUUGCUGGCUGAGUCCAACGCAAUGGGGAGCCUCCUCAUUACAGCAACAGCCAAUCCAGCUGUGUGACUGCAACACACACACACACACACACACACACACACACACACACACACACACACACACACACACACACACACACACACACACACACACACACACACACACAGUGAGAGAGACAACCUACUAUUAGCGGAAGCCAAGGUAGAGCGGUAGUGAUCAUCGUUGAAGGGUACAAUACUGUGACCAAAUGUUUUCUGGCGGAGGUGCCAGGUCCGAGACGCGUGAUGCUUGUGCGGUGCUGCUGCCCCGCCCCAACCCCCACCGCACGCAGCCAUUGGACACCGAGGAACCAUGUGAUUCUCUGCUCGUUUCCCGGUAGGUCUCGGUUUCACACCGUCUCUGUGUAUGUCGUUUGAAUGUCUGCACGUGCGUGUGCUUCAUAAUGGCUUUCUAUGUUUAUUUAGUAGAGAUGGUUUGUCAUACUGGUUUCUCUUGCUCAGACUCGCGCUCUCUAGGUCUCUCAACACAAGACAAUUCAAAAAGAAUGGCAUAUAGAGAAAAAACAGUUAAAAAGUAUAUAUAAAUAUAUGUGUAUAUGAAUUGACAAAAAUGCUCUAGGUUUAUUUAAAAGAUUUAAUGUAGAAAUCAAAAAAAAAAUGUUUGGGGGAAGGUUAGGGUUUUGAUGUGAGUUUAAAUGUUUGUGGUGAAGACUUCAGCCUGAAUCUUGCACAUAAAGACUUAUGAUAUUGUACCUGCGAGUUAAAGAUAAUUAUUAUUUUUUGAAUACCGGACUUUUGCUCUUUUUCAUAUUUAUUACGUGUUUGGGAAGCUAGCGUUCGCCGACCACGUCAAUGAGCUCCAAGCUGAGACCUCGCUGUAAAAAUACUCCGGUUACCACAUCCCAUUUUAUGUUUUUUAUUUUUUUUUUAUUUGCCACAAACAAACACAAAUACUACUGGCUUUGGUUUAUAUCAUUGAGGUUCUGAUGAUACUGAUAUAUUAUUGAUAAUAUUAUUCAAUGAUUAUUAUUAUUAAAUGUAUUUUAUUUCAAUGAUUCAUUUUUGUUUUCGAGACAGGAACUUGUGUGUUGGACUGCUUGUAUAACAGUUCAUAAAUAAAAACUUUUUUUUCCUGUU
Molecule: messenger RNA, 8302 nt
Organism: Gadus morhua (Atlantic cod)
Lineage: Eukaryota; Metazoa; Chordata; Actinopteri; Gadiformes; Gadidae
Gene: grk3
Product: G protein-coupled receptor kinase 3
Exons: 21
Coding region: 2858-4924 (688 amino acids)
Biological process (GO): regulation of signal transduction; protein phosphorylation; G protein-coupled receptor signaling pathway
Molecular function (GO): ATP binding; G protein-coupled receptor kinase activity; G protein-coupled receptor binding
Source: RefSeq, a predicted model, not a curated record